This is a messenger RNA of Octopus sinensis (East Asian common octopus), 4893 nucleotides long. Its product is annotated as toll-like receptor 6. Gene Ontology annotation, molecular function: protein binding. The record is from RefSeq and is a predicted model, not a curated record. NCBI's taxonomy places the organism in Eukaryota, Metazoa, Mollusca, Cephalopoda, Octopoda, Octopodidae. The transcript is spliced from 5 exons. The coding region runs from base 429 to 3836 and encodes 1135 amino acids.
GAAAAAAAAUGCAGGAAAGUAAAACAAAAACAAAAAGCUUGUGAGGGAGGUAAAAUAGAGUGAGAGUAAUCAGUCAGACAGCUAAAGACUGCUAGACUUACAAGGCCUGGCAAGACCGUCAGGUUUGGUGGUAGUCAAAGCAGGCGCAGACCGACAUACAUUUAGACAGUCAGACCGAUAGGCAGAGAGAUACAAAACAAACCAGGCAUGCUUUCGUAGUCGCCGAAUUAUACAGUUUAGUUAUCUUUUUUUUUUUUGACUCAACUCAUUCAUGGAAUCUCUCAGUUGGACUCCGUUCUCGUACUAUUAGCAUACAUGCAUGUUUCAAUCUAUUUAUCCGUCUCUUUAUCACAACCAUCAUCAGCAUCAUCAGCGACAGCAAAACAAUCAAUAGGCACAACAACAACAACAGUAAAAGCAUCGCCAUCAUGCUACCUUCCAUGAUGUUCUCCGCGCGGCCCCUGGUCGCUGUUAUAUUGUGGACAUUACAAUACGGAUCUUCUGCUUACGCCUUGGGUACGUGUCCGGGACAGUGUCGGUGCAACCGUGUGCAAGUGCAGAAAGUUAGCGGAAAUAAUGACUUUAUAUACAGAACGCUUUCCAGUAACGCUCAUACCAUUCAAAAUUAUUUUCAACACCCCCAACACAAUUGUAUAAUCAGCUACAAAAUGCCACACUUCGGACGCUUAAGGCUUUACACUGGCCAUGGAACCAACGCGGAUAACUGGAACAGACUCCAUUGGACGGAGGUCAGAAAGUAUUGGCAUAGAACACACUCGCUUCGACAGAUGACACAAUACAAGAAUGAUAUGAAAAUCUAUAAUGAAACUAGAUCACGUGUUCAUAUGCAACAGAGUGGUCGAUAUCGAUACGGUACCGAUCUAAUGUGUGUUGGAAUCAGAGAUUUACCGACAUCAUUACCUACAGAUGUCAUUCGUCUGUCUGUCUACGGUGAAAUUCGACACCCAGUAUUUGAUUCGGAGCUGGCACGUGAGCAAAGCUAUUCUAGUCUUCAGCUACCAUCUAAACCAAAAGACGUUAGCGCUGGAUAUCUAACACAAAUUGACGCAUCAAGUUUUCGGAGAGCUCCCCGACUGCAAGAUCUAGCUCUGGUAGGAAAUAGAAUCCGGUUCCUCAGUCCACAUUUGUUUCAAAACAUUACCGAAUUAAUCAAUCUCAACUUACGAAAGAACAAUAUCCAAUAUUUAUCCAGUGCAGCAUUACAAGGUCUUCCAAAUUUACAAGAAAUUCGUCUUUCUAAUAACAAAAUUGCUUAUAUCAAUGGGAGAUUCUUUCAAUGGACACGAAAAAUAGUCGAAAUCUAUCUGGACACUAAUCGAAUAAGUAGAAUAUAUAGCGGUUUAUUUAAUUCUUUGCGGUUUUUGGAAGUGGUUGAUCUGUCGCGGAAUAAUCUAAAUGAUAUGCCAAGGAACGUGUUUUACCAAAACAGUAAAUUGAAGGUCAUUCGUUUGGAUAACAAUCGUUUAAAAUUAUUGCGGCCUGAAUGGUUCCGAAACUUGCAGAAUCUAGAGGUCCUUUCAUUGAAGGGUAAUCGUUUUUGGGUUCUACCAAAUGAUAUGAUUUCGAGACCGAAUGCCUUACGUGAGCUCUACUUGUCUCAUAAUUUCUUAUCGAAUUUGAACAAAACUUUCUUUGAUAACUUAGAGCACUUGGAAACGAUUGAUCUUUACAGUAAUAAGAUUACCAAAUUACCAUUCCGCUGUUUUGAUCGCCAGUAUAAACUGAAGAACCUGAAUCUAGCAGACAAUUUCAUAUCGAAUUUAGACUCAAUGCCGUUUUAUAGAGUAUCCACGCUUGAAGAACUCAAUCUCUCUUUAAACUGGCUCGAAAAUAUCUCAAAAGGUCUGUUUUCUUCGACCAUCUCUCUGCUGAGGAUUAAUCUCAGCUUUAACAAGUUGCCUGCGAUUUACAACGAUAGUUUUUUAGGCUUAACUCACAUGAGGGAACUGAAUUUAGCCAAUAAUUCUAUAAGACAUCUUGAUGCCAGGGCCUUCAGCGUAGGAAAGUUGAACCAGCUUUCUCAACUGACAUGGUUGAAUCUCCAGUUUAACCAAAUCGGAGAGAUUUUACCUCAAGUCUUCCAUGAGUCACCACAUUUGAAAUUUCUCAACAUCGGACACAACAGAAUACGGGCUCUUCAUAAUGACACGUUCCAACAAAUGCCGUAUUUGAGUACAUUGCUUUUAAACAACAACGAGUUAGAAAGACUGACCGUUGGGCAGUUUCAUAUACAGAAAUCACUCACUCAUCUAAAUCUAGCGAAGAACAGAUUACGUUCUUUGGAAGAAGGAAUUUUCUCUGGAUUGGGCAAUCUUCAAAAAGCCGUCUUUACCUUUAACCAAAUAAGCAGUAUUGGUGAAAAAACAUUCGAAGACACACCGAAUUUAUUUCGAUUUGAAUUUGCUAAUAACAAGCUUUCAACAUUCAACUUUGAUAUCUUAGCUCCAAUGCGCAGACUCCACUACGUUGAUCUGAAUCGAAACAUGUUAACAUCCUUGAAGGAAACGAAACGGCGUGAUAUUUUCAUAGUGUAUUUGUCAUUGGCUGCAAACGAAUUGGUGACUUUAGAAAAAAGUAUCCUCCGUGUGCUGGUUCCUGGCGCUUCGGUUGUUCUAUCGGACAACCCCCUUGAUUGUGAUUGCAAACUACGCUGGUUACGUGAAUAUGUACAGAAAAAACAAUUGCUCCUAAGUUUCAGUGAACAAACACUUUGUAAAAUGCCAAGAAAUGUAACAGGCUUAAAGAUGAUGUCCCUGAAUCCACAAGACUUCAAAUGUGUACCCAUACUUUAUAGUUCUGCUGAUCAGAACAGCAUGAUCGUCAUAAACAAUUUAAACAAAGUAAACAGUCGUUCUAACGAUGCCAGUAUAAAAGGCAAUGUAAAUGACGGCCAGAAAGCGAUGCGGCGUACUGACAAUGUUGCUAAGCAACAUCGAAAUGCCGUUAACCUCCAAAAGGACCCCAGAAGCAAUAAUGUCAGUUACAAAGAAAGAUCUGGUGCAGCAUUCAGUUUAUCCGAAGAUCUGCUCGUUAAAUCAAAUAAAAGUAGUUCUACAACUACCAAAGAAUCUCCAAGAUCGCUCCAGUGUACGGUGCCUUUAGCCAAUGUGAACUUUAACCGCAAAGGAUUUCGGAAAUUCAAGGCUGAGCUGUUCCACUUCCAUGCGACGGUGAUCGAUUCCUUUGGCCAAAUUGUUUGUAAUGGACACUCAUUAUCGCCCACUUGGAUCCUUACAACACUCUCUUGCAUUCGCUCAUUAAUGACCACAUCUAGUGACAACACGGGCAGUUUCCCUAUAAAUACACAAGUCAGAAUUGGGCACGGUCACCCGAGAGAGAUAAACAAGGUUAUUGUCCAACCAGGCAAUGGUUCACUGGCUUUACUUCGGGUUCACAGUAAUUCGUCUUUCCAGGAUGAACAUCGUAUUGGUGACGUGUGUCUGAUGAAUAAAACCGACUUCUCUAUCGUUACAAAAACACUCAAGACCGGAGCUUUUACUGCGAAUGUCGACGGUCGUAAGUCAGGCUCGAAACUGAAAGCCGUCCGUGCCAAAUACAGCCCUGCAUUUUGUUCAAGACAACCGAAUAAAAUAUGUGUCCGUAUGCAGAAUCGAACCCGUCAGAAAAGGGGUUUACUUACCUUAGGAUCACCAUUAUAUUUUGGGAGUUCAUCUAAUUGGCGUUUAGUAGGAAUCGGAUCAGGUUUUAAAUCAACGUCAAACACAGAAAUAUCCCCGACGCCAUCUUUGAACAUAGUCGAUUUCUAUCCUUUAUGGAAUAUUUUAGAAUGGUUAAAUAGAACUAUUUCGACUUGAGGAAACAAACAGUAAAAUAAGAAAAAACUACAUAAAACAAACAAUAAUACAAAAAAAGCAAUCAACUCUUUUCUUUCCGUAAAACGAAAUUAAAAUGAAAUGUAAUAAAAUCUAAAAUAAGAUUCUGUAAAAUAAAAUUCUAAAUAUUCUAUAAAAUAUAUGUGACUAUGAUGAAAAAAAAAAACUAUGAAAUUAUAACAAAACAAAAUCGUAACUCGUAACGGUCUUUUAUAGCUUGCUUGUUUCAAUCAUUGGACUGCGGCCAUGCUGGGGCACCACCUUGAAGGGCUUUGAACAAAUUGACCCAACUAGUUAUGUUAUUUUCUUGAAGUUUGUUACCUACUCUGUCAUGUUACCUACUCUGUCGAUGCCCAACCACUAAGUUACAGAGACGUAAACAAAUCAAUACCGGUUGGCAAGCGGUGGAGGAACGAACACACUAAAAAAAUGUAUAUGCAUAUUUAGAGAGAAAUAUAGAUAAAUACGAUGGGCUUCCGUACAGUUUCUGUGUAUCAAGUUCACUCGUAAGGCAUUAGCCUGUCCGAGGCUUGUAGUAUAAAACAAUUGCCCAAGGUGACGCGCAUUGAGACUGAACCCAGAGUCACGUGGUUGCACAACAAGCUUCUUAACGACACAACCACACUUGCUCUUAUAAACAUUAUGAUUGCUUUUUUUUUUUCGGAGUAUUAAACUCAUCCUCAGAGACGAAACAUUUAACUUUAAUAAUAAUAUUUACGUUAUGCUUCAAAUAAUUUCAUCUUCCAUCGUCAUCAGGUGUGUAUUUUUUCCAGGUAUGUACAUAAUAUAUAAUAUAUAGUCCCGAAAUCGAUUCGUAUUAGGUACCUGUAUGUUUACACAAGGAUGAUAAUACUGCUAUCCUUGAGAGACCCUUGUCAUAUGGGCCAUAUAUGCAGAUAAGGCAGCUGAUGAUGAUUGGAGAUGAAGACCUGAUUGAAAAUUCGUGCAGAUGUAAAUACUCAAAGAAAAAAUAAAAUAAAAUAAAAGAGGAAAAGAAAAAUUUUACCUCUAAUGAUGAGGUUAUUGUCUGAAAAGUUAA